Messenger RNA from Pseudogymnoascus destructans, 1996 nucleotides. RefSeq lists its product as uncharacterized. The record is from RefSeq and is a predicted model, not a curated record. NCBI's taxonomy places the organism in Eukaryota, Fungi, Ascomycota, Leotiomycetes, Thelebolales, Thelebolaceae. The transcript is spliced from 3 exons. Bases 209 to 1996 code for a protein of 595 amino acids.
GAAUGGUUGGCUAUCGGGCUUUUGCUCAACAGGCAGACAACCUCAGCUUCUCAACUAAUUCGUAUUCAGCAUAGCGCCCACGAUUAGUUCCCGUCGAUUUCAACCCCUCCACCUUCACCCGUCGCCUCCUACCCUGCACCUCUGACUCUUUUGCCCAUCUUCGGCCGUUUAAACCCCGCUGUAAUAUAACUUCACAUUUCCAGUCGAUAUGGCCCCUCGUGAAGCAAAGCCAAACGUCCAAAAGGUUGGGCGGAAAUCAUCGGCGCCAAAAGACCAUGGAAAGAGACCUCAAGGUAUCGAGAAACGACCACAUCGCAAGAGUGCGCGCCUAAAAAAUCCAGAACGCCGCCAGGAACGAACCAUACCUGGGGACACAAAUACGCAUGGAGCUCUAUUUCCAAGAGUGAAAGAGAACUCCUUGGAACCUCUAAAAGCUGAGAAUCGAAAACGAAGACGACCGCAAGAAUCCGAAAGCCCACUUAGUGGCGCACUAUCCAAUUCUGCUCGAAAGCGACCGCGAACAUCUGUUACAAGCUCGGUUAUCGGGGAUAAAUCCAUCAAGCAGUCCCCAAAGCGAACGCGAACGUCACCCCGACAACUUGCUAUUGAGGAUACAUCUAUCGGGAGUACGCCGACCGGAGUUGAGGUGAAGGAGAUCAACCCCAUUGAAUUCUGGACGAGAAAACAACGGUGGCCAAAGGAACUUUUUCAACAAGACGAUCAGGCAAGGGAAGAUCUCGAGAAAGACAGCUGGUACGAGAAGUAUUGGGUGCCAGAGAUGAACCAUCUACUUGCCAGGAAGAAAUCAUCAUCCUCUCUUCGCAGGAAGCAAUUAAAUGCCGGCUCUGUCACGGCCAGCUCUGCUACGCCUAGCGAUCAAAAGCCCCGAGAAGUCAAAAGCGCUCCUUAUCAAGAUGGGCGUUAUCAAACUAUUCUUGCCAGUCAAGGCAGCUUCAUGAGCAAAUCAGAACUGGGCAGCACAGAUGCCAGCAAAAGCCUCUGUCAAACCCUACUUGAGAAUGAGCAGACGGUGCCUCAAGAGUCAUUGUUUCGUGAUGACCUAUUUGAAAAAGCCUGCGAAAAAAUACAAAAUAGAAACGAGGCUAGAGUCGUUCAGGAUAUUGCUCGACUAAUCGUCCCUUCUGCGGAAACUCUUGCAACACUCGGAUCGAAACACCUCGAGAGUUUAGUCGAAAGUGUCAACGAAGGCUGGAAUAACUCCAUACCUAUCACCCAGAUUCGUCCGCAACCCGACUAUGCUGUUGGAUUUGGGCGAGAGGCAUUCACAGAAGAUCAACUCAAACGACUGGAACCUUUCGUUGGCGAGCUUACAGAUACCUCUUACUUCAUGGCCACAUACUACAUGUACUUCCCGUUCCUGACAUGCGAGGUCAAAUGCGGUGCUGCCGCUCUCGACGUUGCAGAUCGACAGAAUGCUCAUAGCAUGACGAUGGCAGUGAGGGGUAUAGUUGAACUCUUUAGAUUAGUGAAGCGCGAAAAGGAGCUCCACCGGGAAAUUCUCGCCUUCUCACUCUCCCAUGACCAUCGCACGGUGAGAAUCUACGGCCACUAUCCUAUAAUAAGCGGAGACAAGACAACAUUCUACCGUCACCCAAUCCAUACGUUCGACUUUACAUCGCUGGAUGGCAAAGAGAAAUGGACUGCAUACAGGUUCACUAAAAAUGUCUACGAUAUAUGGAUGCCGACUCACCUCAAAAGAAUCUGCUCGGUUAUUGAUGAGUUACCGCCCGAUUUAGAUUUUGAGGUGUCGCAGCAAUCCGACCUAGGGGGAUCUGGACUUUCACAGGGGUUGCAAAGCCACCAUCUCUCUCGCAAAUCAAGUUAUGGUGCUGUAUCUCUACAAGAGGAAGCUGAAAGCCAGCCAAGCCGUACUCCAUCACGAGAUAUCACUCCAGACACUUCCCUGUCUCAAGGGAUCGAUAAAGCCUUCAAAAAGCCUAAGAAAAGAGGUCGUGCAGUAGAGUUACACCAAUAA